This is a messenger RNA of Trichobilharzia szidati, 833 nucleotides long. Lineage: Eukaryota; Metazoa; Platyhelminthes; Trematoda; Strigeidida; Schistosomatidae. The record is from the annotation of a GenBank genome assembly.
CAACUCGAACUGGUGCACAUCUGUGCGAAAAUCUACGUUGAAACCAGUCAUUCAAUCAGUCAAUGUGUUGUUGAAUCCAUGUGUUUCACCCGGAACUCAAAGAAAUAAUAAUUUGUUUUGUCCACCCUUUCUCUUUUCCAGUCUAUUCUAUUGGAACGUAUACUAACAUAUACUGGUUGAAUUACAGAAUUAAUGAUGUAUAAUAAGAGAAUUUCGAUAUCUGUAUUUCAUCAGUGUUUCAGACAGUCUUAUUACAGUGGGAAAUUUUCUCCCUAAAAUUUUUUUCAAGUUGACUUCUUUAGUGUUCUAAAUGGAUGAAAAUUUUCAUUAAUUGUCUUAUUUUUUAAACAAAAUGAUGAAGUUUGUGGAACUUAAAACUUGGAUUUCAUAUUCCUAUUAGUGUUUCACGAAUGUGUUGUUUCUACUUGCUAAUAGUGAUCUGUGCUUUUACUACAGAUAAAUUUACUCCCGGAAUAAUUGAUGAUACAAUGUCUAGAGUCCAGUUAUUUCGCAAUUUACUCCGUGAACUUCGUCGAUCUGUUAAGGAAAGAAAUGCACCUUUUUCAUAUACACCAGUGAUGCAAUUCAUUAUUUCGGAAUUCAGAAAUAACCAGUUAACAGAUGCUCAAAAAUGUGCUAGGGAAAAUGAAGCUGUUCAUUUAGCUGAAACAUACUUGAAUUAUUUGGAGAAUAGACGAAAACACUCGGAACUUGUAGAAUUAUAUAAAACGAAAGAAAAGACAACAGAAGAAGCCGCCAACUUGGUUGGAUUAGCCUUACCUAAGAAACCAGUCUGCGAACAAUAAGAAGAUAUAUAUAUAUACAUUUAUAUA